Lingula anatina is the source of this 3220-nucleotide messenger RNA. RefSeq names its product vacuolar protein sorting-associated protein 51 homolog. Gene Ontology annotation, cellular component: EARP complex; GARP complex; membrane. Gene Ontology annotation, biological process: Golgi vesicle transport; endocytic recycling; lysosomal transport. The record is from RefSeq and is a predicted model, not a curated record. NCBI's taxonomy places the organism in Eukaryota, Metazoa, Brachiopoda, Lingulata, Lingulida, Lingulidae.
UUUGUCCUGAUGAAGAAGACGCCAUCUAUCUAUUCUAUUUAUUUACGGCGAUGGCUUCCGGUGAAGGAGAAGAAGCAGGAGAUGAAGGCCACCGUCGGCCAAGACGUGGCAUGCUUAAAAUGUACUAUGGAUUGGAUGAAGAGAAUUCAGGAGCUACAUCUGUGGACCCUUGUAACAUUGAUGGUGCACAUUUUAAGCCUGAUGUGUACCUGUCUAAACUACUGAAAGAAAAAGCUUUGAAAGAUUUGAUGGGAAAAGAAGAUGAAAUGAUCAGAGAUAUCAAGGCUUUGGAUAGUGACAUGCAGACCCUUGUGUAUGAGAAUUAUAAUAAGUUUAUCAGUGCCACUGAUACUAUUCGAAAGAUGAAAAAUGAUUUUAAGAAAAUGGAAGAUGAGAUGGAUCACCUGGCCACCAACAUGUCUUCUAUCACUGAGUUCAGCGGUCGAAUCAGCAGUACUCUACAGGACAGGAGACAGCAGAUAACAAAACUGGCUGGAGUACAUUCCCUACUGAAGAAGCUUCAAUUCCUAUUUGAACUGCCAGCAAGAUUGAAGAAAUGCAUUGAAAUGGAAGCAUAUGAUCAGGCAGUGAGAUAUUGGAGCAAGGCAAAACAAGUUCUACAUCAGUAUCAAGAUAUGCCCUCUUUCCAAGGGAUUCAAGCUGACUGUGAGGCCAUUGUUUAUGAGCUGGUGGCAAAACUGAAGCAAAGGUUCAGGGACAGAGAUUCCAGUCCUCAGCAGCUUGCAGAGUGUGUUGACUUGCUUCUUCAACUGAAUGAACCAGCUGAGGGGCUUUAUGAGGAAUUCUUAUCACAUGCAAGACAGAAGAUUGACGAAGACCUUGAUGCUCUACAUAAACAACUGCAAAUACUAUCUGGAGAAGCCCAGCCAGAAGCUGAGAGGCCAGCUGACAUUUAUCUUAAUGCACCUAUGGACAUUUUGGAAUUUAUAGACUCGGGUUGCAAUAGUUUCCUGAGCAAUAUAUGUUUGGUCAUCGCAUCUUACAAUGAUAUGUUCCUCAACAGAGAACAGGAGGAUGAGAAUCUAGAUGCAAUAGCUCUUAAAAAGCUGGUGCAGUUUGUCCACUCUCUCAUGGAGCAGUACUUUGAUUAUGUUAGGAGAAGGGUGCAGUUGGAGAAGGACACGGGGGACAAUACCAUUCUAGUCCGAGCACUGGACCGCUUCCACAGGCGUCUGCAGGCCAUGAACCAGCUGCUUCCAGACACAGAUUUCUCCCGUGCUGGCACAGAUAUUGUGUCUAAGGCAGCUAGAGACAGGAUAGAUUAUUAUUUGCAGUCACUAAAACAACAUUUCACAGACUGCUUGACUGAUGUACGGCAAAACCUUGCUGCUCCCAAAGCCAACCGCCAGGAAGAAAGUAGCCUGUCAGACUUGUUGAACAACAUGCAUACAUCUCUUGUUGAACAGAUAAAGUCAGUAAUGACUAACUUACAGGCUUUUAUUGCAUCAGACAUUACAUUUGCCAUAAAACCAUAUUUCCGUGAUCCAUUUUGUGGACAAGGUGUGCGAGAGGGUCUUGUAGUCGCUUUCUUCAAGAGCAUCACAGUAACUUGUGCAGAAUUUUGUGAUGGCACAGGAGAUAAAGGUUCAGCUCCCCCAGCUCUUCUUCUCAUAUUGUCUAGAAUGUGUUUAGACUUUGAACGAUCAACUAUAAUGUAUCUGUUAUCUCUGGCAGAUGAACAGUUUAUGGUCGAUGUGAGCGGGGGAAAUCUUACCACAGGGACAGAACUUUGCAAUAUGUUUAAAGAUGCUGCCCAGCUAUUACUGAACCACUAUGUUCGUGUGCAAGGGUUAAUUAUAUCACAGAUGCUUCGGAAAAGCGUGGAAACUCGAGACUGGCUAAAUACAAUAGAACCUCGCAAUGUGCGUGCCGUGAUGAAGCGUGUAGUGGAAGAUAUCACUGCCAUAGAUACUCAAGUAGGUCAGCUGUAUGAGGAGGGGGUACGUAAAGAGAGGAGUAGCGAUUCCAGCAGGAGGACUUUCAACUACAGUGUCAGCAGGCAGCAGAACAGAUCACAAUGGAAUUAUGCUCCUAGCAUUGACAAUAGCCUGAUGAGCAACAUACAGAAGUUAUUCUCUGAGAGGAUAGAAAUCUUCAGUGCUGUAGAGUUCUCAAGAGUGUCUGUGCUUACUGGGAUUAUCAAAAUAAGUCUGAAAACAUUCCUGGAGUGUGUGCGUCUGAGGACAUUUGGCAGAUAUGGCUUACAGCAGAUUCAGGUGGACACGCAUUACUUGCAGCUCUAUCUCUGGAGGUUUGUCUCUGAUGAAAACUUGGUGCAUUUCUUAUUAGAUGAAAUAGUUGGUAGUACAGCACACAGGUGUUUGGAUGCAGUGCUCAUGGAACCUAGCGUGAUAGAGUUAAUAUGUGAAAGAGGAUAACUUUUGAGGAAGCCACAGUAAAAAUAUGCUGAUCUGUACGCAAGACCAGAAAGAAUCUUUAAGUUAAAAUAUUUUUAAAAAUUGAAAGAAAGUGGUGAUGGUGCUGUUUUUCUUUACUCAAGUGUUCAAAGUGUAAUUGUAACAUUCUUACAUAAUGAAUUUUACUAAUGGUUGGAGUAAGUUUGUAAAUUGAAGAGUGAAACAUUACAGGUGUAUUUAAGGUAAUGGUUAAAUAGGCUAAAAUACCAUUUGGGUGGUAAUUAUGUACGUAAGUUGCGAUUAUUUGUAGAAUAAAAUUUAUCUAAUUUGAGACGGAGACCCCUACAGAAACAUUUGCAAGAUUAUUAAGGGUUGACCUCCCAAGUCUGAAUGAUGUUGAGUGGAUUGAUAAUUCAGACAUUUAGCUUUGUGCCUCUUUUACACACAGUAAGCUUUAAAAAAUAUGUGCAUGGAGCAACUACAUAUCUUACCUCAUCCCAAAUGUGUCCAUGAACUAUAGUACAGGUGCUCAGCUUGCUAACACCCUAUUUGGUGAACCUUACAUUGCACACUAAAACUUGGGAGUUCGACUCCUUGAUUAUGAAAGAUUGUAAUCAAAGAGCUGAUGGUUUUUUGGCAAGGAAAGUUGGCAUUUUAACAAUCAUAUUUUGGAUAGCGGAAAUCAUGUCUCCCUGGCACACACUGAAUGCUAUGAAAAUAAUUGUAAAACAGCAGCUUUCUUAAAACUGAGUCAAUAGAGUAAUAAAUUUGUCUUAUUAUUCAGUGAAAACUUUAGUGUUUUUUAUAGAAGAUUUACACAGGCCAAUCUGCUGUAAGACAUU